This is a messenger RNA of Taeniopygia guttata (zebra finch), 3161 nucleotides long. RefSeq names its product cilia and flagella associated protein 161 (gene CFAP161). Lineage: Eukaryota; Metazoa; Chordata; Aves; Passeriformes; Estrildidae. The record is from RefSeq and is a predicted model, not a curated record. Gene Ontology annotation, biological process: cilium assembly. Gene Ontology annotation, cellular component: motile cilium.
CUGGCCAAUCGCGGCGCAGCGCGGUCGCUAUGGCGACGCGGGACGCGGCCCGGCCCGCCAUGGCCUCCUACCGCCUCGGGGUCCGCAUCGGGAACUGGCUGGAGGACGAGUACGCGCAGCAGGACCUCCUGAGGGAUUUUAUCCGUAAGAGAGAGAAAGGACAGCUUUUAAUACAGAGAUUAGCCAGACUUCAAGAGAAUAUUUUCAAGAAGGUAGAGCUGUCAGUAUCUUCGGAUGGAUUUGUUCACUUUGGAGACACCGUGUUGCUUAUGAACCCAGACAGCAAAUCCUCGGAUUUGGGAGGGACCUCGGAGGAGAGGGACCCCGAAUUGUGUGGUGAUGUAACUCUGGCUGUCGACAUGGAAGAAGUGUCCCUGUACUCAGAUGAGCCUCUGCAGAUCUCACGUGGACUUAGUGCAGUCAAGAGGGUGGACCCCAUAGGUCGAAAUGCUUUCUGUAUUGUAAGUGUUGAUGGAAGUGCAGUGGGUGAACCACUUAGAUACGGGCAAAACUUUCUUCUGGGGACAAAAGGAGGGGUUUCUGACAAACUGUUUUAUCUGGCAAGUGACCACAAAACAUUUAGAGAUUUUGCUAAAAAAUCUCGUCUUCAGAAAGUAUUUUUGACAGCUGAGCUUUCCUAUUUGACUUUCUGGCAAGCAAAGUCCUUGGAUCCACAACUGCGUCUUGAACACGAAGGAUUUCCAGUUCCUUCAGAAACUAAAAUCAUUAUUACUCAUUGCUACACCAACCGCAACUUAGCUGUUCCAAGGACCUUCUGUGUGUGGUCUCAUUUUGGGAGAGAAUUUGAAGUCAUUUGUCACAAUUAUCUGGACUCCCGCAGAGUUGAAGAAGAUAAGAAUCACUGGGAGAUAAUUACAGGAAAUCCUGGUCCUGAAGAUGGUACAAUGCUUGAGAGACCCAAAGCUCUCCCAGAAGGGUAUGAGAAUAAAUUAGUUUCAUGAAAAGACAGAGGAUAUAAAAGCCCAAGACCACAGCCAGGAGAGGUUGACAAGACUGAUUAUUUUUUCUUCCUGUUUAUAUUUUAGAGAUGUUUAUUUUUAAAAUGGAAAUUAAAGUCUGCCAUUAGUAAUAUUGCAUAAUCUCAUUAACUCAUCAAGGUUAUAAUGGGCAAAAAACUCUGAAAAUUUGAUGAACAACACAUCAAAAAUUGUAAAUCAGUAAAGGCUCUUUUUCCCAUUUUUACCUUCACUGAUGACAAAAGUUUUCAGAACCCAGGAAACCUAAUAGAUUCUCAUUAAACUACUGGCUCUCAGAGUAUAUUUAACCAAUUUUUCCAAAGCCAAACCAGCGUCACAAUUUUUAAAAGGCUGAGUGGACAGUUUCCAAAACACUGAAAACCAAACACAUGCGAAGUUAUCAUGGGAUGUUUUGACAUUUAAAGUUUAUCUGAAAGAAAGUUGGUUGUUGAGUUUGUUCCACACUCCAUCUAGCACAACGUUGCCAAUUAUUAAAUCACAAGUGUGACUUUUUUAUCUUGAGAUUGUCUUCUAAUUCAUGGAUAUAAAUUGAGUUUUUUAUGUUUUUCCAUGUAUUCUAAACACUUUAAUAUCAAGUAAUCAAGAACUUGAGCACAGUGAUAGAGACUAGAGACUUACAACAGCAUUUUCCAUGCAUCACCAUGUUCCAUUUACCUCUCACCCACAGCAUUUUUCAAUCAAUAGUAAUUUCUAACAAGUUUGAGAGUAAGGUAAAAUUGUCAAAGAAAAUUUGGCACCCACAAGUUUGAUGAAAGUAAAUGCCAAAGCAGAAAACAAAUAUGAUAUGCUGUAAGUUUAUCCAGUAAGAAAAAAAGAUUGUAUUCUAUAUUCCUACCUAAUUAGACAAGAGUAUCCACAUGAAAAAAAAAAAAGGCCUUUGAGGGUAGAAAUUUCAGCUGAAACUCACAUUUUCUUAAAAACAAAAUCAACCAAGUAUAAAAUGCAAAUACCUGGAAAACAGAUGUCAUUACUGCAUAGAUUUACCUGUUUUUAUAUAGAGGCUGAAAAAGCAUCACAGAGACUCUUCUACUGUAUGGCAUUCCAUUAUACCUAUUUAGUUAAAUAUAUAUUUAUUUCAUCUCCUACUGUACCACAAGAGCAGUCUCUUUCUGCACAAAGUGACAACCUAAGUAAAAUACUACACCAAUCUCCAUUCAUAAAAGUUUCCAAAGAUCUUCAGUGAUUAUAAAGGUCAGUUAAAACUUUCUAAGUUUUCCAAAACAAAACCACUAAACUUUCACAAAAGAAGGGAUUGGUCCAAACAUAUAUUUAAGCUCUGUUCCCAAAUAAUCUGUUUGAAGCCCACAGGCAAGGCUUACAGAGCUUUACCUUUAUUCAAUAUAAUUAAGUCAGCAGCCUGCAGCCUCAGCUAACUGGCAUUUGGCAUAGAGGAUCUCAGAGCAGCAGGCAGGUUUGCUUUGAGGAACUGUACUGCAGAGGGCAGCUUUACAAUCACACUCCUCGUGUGCAAACCUUUACAUUAUAGAUGUGCUGUCAUAGAGGAAAUUAUCUUCAGGAACUUCUUUCACUUUCUCCUUUCAUUUUCUAUGUAAGCAUAACUACCAUGAUGUGUGAUGUUUUUCUAGAGGGUCUGUUAAUAGUCCAACAUUCAGAGGUACAAAUUUGCACAUUUUCAUAAUGGAUUGAAAUGUCUGCUUAUAUUUUUUAGAUAUUAAAGUUUAGUAGAUAAAGUUUUGUAGAUAUUUAAGUUUAGUAAGAUUUAAACUGCAUUAAUGCACUGCAGUGUUUCUAUUUUGGCCAUUGUGGACUUUUACUGCUAUUAGAUGCAGCUAGUUUAACUCUAAGUCUCUUAACUCUGGGUCAAAUGUGGGAAACAAGAAGAAGCCUUAAACCAAAACCGUUUCUGAAAUGAAGCUUCGUGUGAACUCAUGCAAGAAUGAGGACUGUGUGGGCAGGGUACCUGGGCUGGCUGAUGUUUUGGGUAGAAGUGUUUGCGUGUGUGAGUGGAAGGAAAGCAAUGCACCCUGUACAAAAACAAGUUUUGCAAAGACUUAGAGGAAAAACAAAGAGAUAAACAGAAACAGAAAUGAGUAAAAAAACUGGUAUUGUUGGAAUUUGGUGGUGAUUAAUUUGGUGUGUUUUGAUCAUUUUGUUCUCAUUGGAAAGGAUUUCUUGAGCUGAAAAUAAACAAGAUUGAAUCAA